This is a messenger RNA of Caenorhabditis bovis, 318 nucleotides long. The record is from the annotation of a GenBank genome assembly. NCBI's taxonomy places the organism in Eukaryota, Metazoa, Nematoda, Chromadorea, Rhabditida, Rhabditidae.
AUGUCUUUUCGAGGUGGUCAUACUAGAGGAUUAAAUGAUGAGAAUUAUUUGGAAAGACACAAUGACAAUCUCAUUGACGGACUUUCGUCAAAAGUUGCUGCGUUGAAAAGAGUCACAAUCGCAAUUGGUGAUGACGUUCGUGAGCAAAAUCGAUUACUCAGUGAUAUGGACAACGAUUUUGAUUCGUCGAAAGGUCUUCUUCAAUCCACUAUGAGGCGAUUAGGGAUUGUUAGUAAAGCCGGAGGUAAAAACCUAAUGUGCUAUCUAAUCCUUUUCUCGCUGUUUGUCUUUUUCGUCAUAUAUUGUCUCGCCCGAUAA